Molecule: messenger RNA, 984 nt
Organism: Abrus precatorius (Indian licorice)
Lineage: Eukaryota; Viridiplantae; Streptophyta; Magnoliopsida; Fabales; Fabaceae
Product: U4/U6.U5 small nuclear ribonucleoprotein 27 kDa protein
Exons: 2
Coding region: 68-640 (190 amino acids)
Biological process (GO): RNA splicing
Cellular component (GO): precatalytic spliceosome
Source: RefSeq, a predicted model, not a curated record
GCAAAAUGGCCCGUUUAUUAUAGGGCUUAGCCAAAGCGGUCCAUGAAUCCAAAAGCCACCUUACACCAUGACCGAUCGCGACCGUGACCGUGACCGUGACCGAGCUCGCGAUAGAGAAAGAGAACGAAGACGAGACAAGGAGGACCGUGACCGUGACCGUGACCGUGACCGUGACCGAGCGCGUACCAAGAGAUCUCGUUCGCGUUCACCUGAGCGUGUCCGUUCCCGCCACGCGCGCUCACCUGACCGUUCGCGCUCUCCCCCCGAACGCUCCCACCGCCGGCGCCACCACCGCACGCCUUCUGCCGAUCCCCCGAGGAAGCGUCACCGGAGAGACUCGGCUGAGGACGAGCAUAAGGAGACGAAGAAAGCGGUGUCGGACUUCGUGGAUGGCAUCGUGAAGGAACAGCAGCAGAAGCAGAAAGAGAAUGGAAGCGGAGAAGAAGGUGAGGAGAACGAGGAUGAGGUGGAGAUGAUGAAGAUUUUAGGGAUUCCCACUGGAUUUGACUCCACCAAGGGAAAGCCUGUGCCUGGUGCUGAUGUCAGUGCCGUCAGAGCCGUCACCAAGCGCCAACCUAGACAGUACAUGAACCGCCGCGGCGGAUUUAACCGCCCGUUGCCUGCUGAGAGGAAUCGCUAGGGUUUUCUCAGGUGAGUGAUAUCUUUUGGUGGGCUUUGAAUCAUGUAGAAAUUGGAACCAGAAACCCUUGGUGGGACUCAAAUGAAAGCUUGUAAGAGUUCCACCAGUUAUUCGUGUCUUCAAUUUAAUAUCCUGUGGCUCAGUGUCCCGUGUAAUUGGUGUUAGGCAUGUUUUAUUUUUAACCUCUAGUACCAUUCAAAGAAUUUGCCAAAUUUUCACGCGUUAUGUUGAUUUAACUGCAUGCCUUGCGCCUUGGAAUUCACAUAUGCUUUGAUUAAGGAGUCAGAUGAUUCUGGAUUUCAAUAUCAUGACUAAAGGAUGUGGGAACCUGUUGCUCUCCGUCC